Molecule: messenger RNA, 1940 nt
Organism: Physeter macrocephalus (sperm whale)
Lineage: Eukaryota; Metazoa; Chordata; Mammalia; Artiodactyla; Physeteridae
Gene: MED26
Product: mediator complex subunit 26
Exons: 1
Biological process (GO): regulation of transcription by RNA polymerase II; positive regulation of gene expression
Cellular component (GO): core mediator complex; mediator complex
Molecular function (GO): transcription coregulator activity
Source: RefSeq, a predicted model, not a curated record
GCCGUGAGGCCACACACCAGCUCCCCGGGCCUGGGCAAGCCCCCCGGGCCCUGCUUGCAGACGAAGGCUGCGGUGCUGCAGCAGCUGGACAGGGUGGACGAGACUCCAGGUCCCCCCCACCCCAAGGGGCCGCCUCGCUGCUCUUUCAGUCCCCGGAACUCACGGCACGAGGGCUCCUUUGCCCGGCAGCGGAGCCCGUACACAUACAAGGGCUCCGUGCCCAGUCCCUCGCCUCGGCCCCAGUCACUCGAUGCCACACAGGUGCCGUCACCGCUUCCGCUGGCCCAGCCAUCCACGCCCCCCGUGCGGCGGCUCGAGCUGCUGCCCAGCGCAGAGAGCCCGGUGCGCUGGCUGGAGCAGCCUGAGGGCCACCAGCGGCUCGUGGGGUCGGGCUGCAAGGCAGGGCUGCCACCGGCCGAGCCCCUCCUGCCCCGGGCAGGCUUCUCCCCGGACUCCUCCAAGGCAGACAGCGAUGCUGCCUCCUCUGGUGGCUCGGACAGCAAAAAGAAGAAGAGGUACCGGCCUCGUGACUACACGGUUAACUUGGACGGGCAGGUGGCCGAGGCAGGUGUCAAGCCUGUCCGGUUAAAAGAGCGGAAGCUCACCUUUGACCCCAUGACGAGACAGAUCAAACCUCUGACCCAGAAAGAGCCAGUGCGGGCCGACAGCCCUGUGCACACGGAGCAGCCGAGGACAGAGCUGGACAAGCCCGAGGCCAAGGCCAGCCUCCAGAGCCCUUUUGAACAGACGAACUGGAAGGAGCUGUCGCGCAACGAGAUCAUCCAGUCCUACCUUAGCCGGCAGAGCAGCCUGCUCUCGUCGUCGGGCGCACAGACCCCGGGCGCUCACCACUUCAUGUCCGAGUACCUGAAGCAGGAGGAGAGCACUCGGCGCGGGGCCCGGAAGCCGCACGUGCUGGUGCCUCACGGCCCACCCACGGACCUCCCAGGGCUAAGCCGUGAGGUCACACGGGACGAUCUGGACAGGAUCCAGGCCCAUCAGUGGCCGGGGGUGAACGGGUGUCAGGACACACAGGGUAACUGGUAUGACUGGACGCAGUGCAUAUCGCUCGACCCGCACGGCGACGACGGGCGGUUGAACAUUCUGCCUUAUGUCUGCUUGGACUGACUGGCCUGUCGGGCUCUAAGUGCAUUCCCACCUUGCAGUCAGCCAUAGAGGGCGGGCGCCAGGGCCCAGCCGCCUCCAGUGGUUGGGAAUCCGGAGUGGGGGGGUGGGGGCGGUCCGGCCUGGGGUGGGAGGGAGAGGGAGCGAGAGUCUCUAGGUCUCUCUGUGCUCUUCCCUCAAAAUUCUCCUUCUUUUGUGAAAUGCUGCUACCAGUUUACUAACAAAAUUGCAAAGGAAGGACCACAUGGAAGGAAGGCCAGCAAAGUGAGUUCAGAACUCUAUAGCAAACCAGCUAUAAAAAGCGUUAGCCCCCCACCCCGAAAGAGGUGCAGACGCUUCCCAGCCUCCGGUGAGCUGGGACCUCAGUUGCACGCAGGCACAGAAAACCUGUGGAAGAGGUUACCUUUAACACAGCAACAGAAGCACGCAUCUCAUCUCUGCAUUUUCUGUUUUUUAACAUGGCCCUGAGUGUUUGAAGCAGUGGGCAACGCUGUGGCCUCUGUUUGCACCCCACCUGGCCAGCUUUUCCAUCAUGGUGCCAGAAGCUUCUCAGCUGUAGCGAGCUGCUGGAAUCAGGCAGGCCAGCUUGCCAGCCAGUUUGACCAAUGCUCCCUGGGCGUCCACACAUUUGUAUCUGGUUUCAGUUACAACCCAGUUUUUAAAGAAAUGCUGCAAAAAUUUAAGUUUUCUAGAGUUUAUUUUACCCCCUUCUUCCAUCUGACCAUCAGACGAAUAACGUUCCUUGUUCCUCCCUCUUCAUUUUCCCCUUCCUGCACAUAUCUAGAAAAGUUCAACUUUCUAGAGUCCCCUCCCCA